Molecule: messenger RNA, 441 nt
Organism: Lodderomyces theae
Lineage: Eukaryota; Fungi; Ascomycota; Pichiomycetes; Serinales; Debaryomycetaceae
Exons: 1
Coding region: 1-441 (146 amino acids)
Molecular function (GO): nucleic acid binding
Source: RefSeq, a predicted model, not a curated record
AUGGACUUGGUUCUUUCGGACCCUACUGUUACUGUAGACUUCUUGUUGGAUAGACUAAGGAGUACAUUUGAAGGUGUGAAGGCAAGUAUUUCUACUAUUUAUAACUUUCUCACCAAGGUAUGCAAGUUUAGUCUCAAGAGACUUUCCAAAUGGGCCAUGAGACGGGAUCUGCCAGAAUUAAAACAACAGAGACUCGAGUGGGCACUUGAGAAUAAGGUUAAAAUUGACCUUGAAAAGAAUUGUGUUUUCAUCGACGAGGCUGGUUUCAACAUCAGCAUGGGAUGGGAAUACGGAUUGUCAAAGGUAGGUGAAAAGGCUGUCCUUAAAGUUCCAGUCACCAGAGGUCUCAAUCUGUCAUUCUUGGGUGCCAUCUCUCCAAAAGGGUGUAUUGACUUGAAGGUGCGACUCCAAGCCGAGCUAAUCAUUUCUACUCAUUUCUAA